Molecule: messenger RNA, 1592 nt
Organism: Myodes glareolus (Bank vole)
Lineage: Eukaryota; Metazoa; Chordata; Mammalia; Rodentia; Cricetidae
Gene: Riox2
Product: ribosomal oxygenase 2
Cellular component (GO): nucleolus
Molecular function (GO): histone H3K36 demethylase activity; histone H3K4 demethylase activity
Source: RefSeq, a predicted model, not a curated record
GGGGCCCAGAGCGGGAGCACGCCUUGGACGUGCACACGCCGUCCCGCCCUUCCAUGCCGUGGUCCUGACAGCGCGCAGCGACGCGCAACAGGCCGUGAAAGGUUUGCAUUUCCUCCCACUUUGUGAACAAUGUCAAAGAAAGCACAGCCUACAGGGAAUGGGCCAGAAGAAGAUGGGCCUGUUCCCUAUAAGCAGUCGAAGGUAGAUGAGUCUGACAAGCUGUCCACAUUAAAUUUCAACAGCCCCACUGCUCUUUUUGAAAGUUUAAUCUCACCCAUCAAGGUAGAGACUUUUUUCAAGGAAUUCUGGGAACAAAAGCCCCUUCUCAUCCAGAGGGAUAACCCUUCAAUGGCCGCCUAUUACCAGUCUCUGUUCAGAUUCUCAGAUCUGAAUAGGCUCUGCCUUCAAGGGUUGUAUUAUGGAAAAGAUCUGAAUGUCUGCCGGUGCAUCAAUGGGAAGAAGAAGGUUUUAAAUAAGAAUGGCAAAGUACACUUCCUUCAGCUGAGAAAAGAUUUUGAUCAGAAGAGGGCAACAAUUCAGUUUCAUCAACCACAGAGAUUUAAGAAUGAGUUUUGGAGGAUCCAGGAAAAGCUGGAAUGUUACUUUGGCUCCUUGGUCGGCUCGAAUGUAUACAUGACUCCAGCAGGAUCUCAGGGCCUCCCUCCCCAUUAUGAUGAUGUCGAGGUUUUUAUCCUGCAGCUGGAGGGAGAGAAACACUGGCGUCUCUACUCCCCAACUGUGCCCCUGGCACGUGAGUACAGUGUGGAACCUGAGGCUCGGAUUGGCACACCAACGCACGACUUCAUAUUGAAGCCUGGUGAUUUGUUGUACUUUCCCAGAGGGACUAUUCAUCAGGCAGAAACUCCAUCAGGCCUGACCCACUCUACUCAUGUGACCAUUAGCACCUACCAGAACAAUUCAUGGGGAGAUUUACUUUUGGAUUCCAUUUCUGCGCUUGUAUUUGACAUUGCAAAGGAAGAUGUGGCAUUAAGGACUGGAAUACCCCGGAAGAUGCUCAUGCAAGUGGAAACCCCAACUGCUGCAAAGAGAAAGGUGAGUGGCUUUCUCAGGACUCUUGCAGACCAGCUAGAGGACAGAAAAGGACUGCUGUCAUCAGACAUGAAGAAGGAUUUUGUCAUGUGCAGACUUCCUCCUUACUUGGAAAAUGGAGCAGAUUUGUUGGAACCAGCUGAAAAGUUCCCAACGCUGGACAGCACAAUAAGACUGCAGUUUAGAGACCACGUUGUCCUCACAGUAGGGCCAGAUGAGGAUCAAUCUGAUGAAGCUCCACAAAUGAUGGCUUACAUCUAUCAUUCUCUGAAGAAUCUGAGACAGGUGCACAUGAUGGGAAAAGAUGAGGAAACACAGCUUCACGGACUUCGCUUUCCUUUAUCACAUAUGGAUGCUCUGAAGCAAAUCUGGAGUGGUUCAGCAGUGCCUGUCAAGGACCUGAAACUUCACACAGAUGAAGAAAAGAGCAACCUGGCAGUCUCUCUCUGGACGGAGUGUUUAGUGCAAGUAUUCUAGAGCCUGUAUACAGAGAGCUGUUAUUUCCUGUGCACACAUUUUCAGUAAAGGCAAAUUUAAUUCUA